AUGAGACUUGGAGAUAUGUUAUGGAAGAGACCAGAACCUGUGCUGGAAGAUUCAAAUGAUGAUAAGUGGAAGUGGUUCAAGCGUUGUUUAGGUGCAUUGGAUGGAAUUCACAUUAAGUUGAGAGUUCCUUCUAUUGACAAAGCUAGAUACCGGAAUAGGAACGGGGAGAUUACAACAAAUGUGUUAGGUGUUUGCUCACAAGACGGGUAUUUCAUAUAUGUUCUGCCUGGGUGGGAAGGAUUUGCAGCAGAUGGACGUGUUCUUCGUGACGCCAUUAGUAGGAGGAAUGGCUUGAGAGUUCCACAAGGUCAUUAUUACUUAGUUGAUGCUGGGUAUACCAAUUGCGAAGGAUUUCUUGCACCAUACAGAGGACAAAGAUAUCAUUUAAGUGAAUGGAGAGAUGGACGACAUCCUAGAAAUGCACGAGAGUACUUUAACAUGAGGCACUCUUCUGCAAGAAAUGUAAUUGAGAGGUGUUUUGGAGUUUUGAAGUUAAGAUGGGCUAUUCUAAGAAGCCCAUCGUUUUAUCCUAUUAGAACAUACAACUGA
Molecule: messenger RNA, 549 nt
Organism: Neltuma alba
Lineage: Eukaryota; Viridiplantae; Streptophyta; Magnoliopsida; Fabales; Fabaceae
Exons: 2
Coding region: 1-549 (182 amino acids)
Source: RefSeq, a predicted model, not a curated record